Cynara cardunculus var. scolymus (artichoke) is the source of this 891-nucleotide messenger RNA. Its product is annotated as transcription factor bHLH83-like. The record is from RefSeq and is a predicted model, not a curated record. The transcript has 2 exons. NCBI's taxonomy places the organism in Eukaryota, Viridiplantae, Streptophyta, Magnoliopsida, Asterales, Asteraceae. Gene Ontology annotation, molecular function: DNA-binding transcription factor activity; protein dimerization activity. Bases 1 to 891 code for a protein of 296 amino acids. Gene Ontology annotation, biological process: regulation of DNA-templated transcription.
AUGGCUCUUGGGUUCUACACCAACUGGUCAGAUCAUCAUGACACCGCCGGCUACUCCUCUCUUUUCCGGCCACCAUCACCGGAGCUACCACCGGAGCUCUUUGCUUUCAGUGAAAGCUCUACACUUUACGAUAAUUGCAUCAACCAACUCUUUGAUCCCAACUACAGUAACAACAACCUAGAUCAGUUUCCUACUUAUUCCAAUGUUCUUCCACCCAUUACACCCGCCGACGCCGCCGGCCAUGUCUUUGCUCCGUCACCGGAGUUUCAAGUCUCCAGCUUUUCCUAUGAAGAUCCAUACCUGAACCACUUACCAUACUCGACCACAUUUGAUCAUCAUCAGCAGCAGCAUUUGUCACAUUUCUUUAUGAUGGAACACCCCAUGGGCAUUGCGGCGGCGCUGCCACCUUCACAACUGCCGGAAAUCUACCAAGAUGGUGGAGGUGGUGCUACAUUGUCGUCUUCAUGGUACGACGGUGGACGUGGGUAUAGUAAGGAUAAGGUUGAAGAGAGCAGUAGAGUACAAGUGACCGGAAAACAGAAUGCAGGUGGCGGAGGAGGGAUGAUUAGGUUAUCGGCGCAGAGUAUGGCGGCGAGGGUACGGCGGAGGAAGAUAAGCGAGAAGACACAAGAGCUUGGAAAGCUGAUUCCCGGCGGCCAUAAGAUGAACACGGCGGAGAUGUUUCAAGCUGCUUUCAAGUACAUCAAGUUCUUGCAGGCUCAAGUUGGUGUCUUAAAACUCAUGGAUUCAAUUCCGGAAGAUGAACAAGGGAUGGAUAAUGGAGAAUUAAUGGAAGCUUUGGUGACGUCUACGUCGAUGCAAGAGAAGUUGUACAGUGCAGAGAAGUGCAUUGUAUCCAAACACUUUGCAGAAACCCUAGCAAUUAAUUAA